This is a messenger RNA of Adineta ricciae, 1695 nucleotides long. The record is from the annotation of a GenBank genome assembly. NCBI's taxonomy places the organism in Eukaryota, Metazoa, Rotifera, Eurotatoria, Adinetida, Adinetidae.
AUGGCGACUCCAACGAACAGGAUCUUAUCUAUUAAUUCUCGUCGUAAAUUCGCCUUAAUCAUUGCAAAUGCAAAUUAUUCCUUGUCGAACUCUUUGUCGAAUACAGUUAAUGAUGCCAAAGCCAUGUCAACGCUUUUGAAACGGAUUGGAUUUCAAAUUUACGAUGAUGAAGCUAAAUUAAAUUUGACUUUCAAUGAGAUGCGUCGCGUUGUAACGGAUUUUACGCGUCGAAUAAAACGAAAUGAUAUGGCUCUAUUCUAUUUUUCUGGUCAUGGAAAUCAAUGGGAGGAUAAAAUCUACCUUAUUCCAAUUGAUGACUUUAAAGAACAUGUUUCAGAACGCUCAUCAACAAUUAAAUCGCCACUAAAUGGUUCUGAUCUAUCAAAAUACGCAAUAAAUGUACAAAAUAUUCUCAAUGAAAUCGAUGAUUGUCAUCCGUUUGUAAACUUGAUUUUCUUAGAUUGUUGUCGAACUCACCCUUUGCCUCGAAGCAACGGAUACAAAGGAGAAGCAAGCAAUCAUUUAUAUGAAUUUAAACCAAUACCUGCAACAGUUGGUUCAUUAAUUGCAUUUGCUUGUGCACCUGGAACAACAGCCGAUGAAGGAAAAAAUGGAAAUAAAUAUGGUUUAUUUACAAAACAUCUUCUGAACCAUCUCGAUACACCAAAUGAAGAUAUUGAAAGACUUUUGCGUCGUGUUCGCAAUGAUGUGAUGAAUGAAUCAAAUGAUCAACAAAUUCCACAUGUUACUUCAGUUCUAAGACAUGAUUUCGUUUGUUUAUUUGAGCGAAAACAGGAAAGUAAAUUGAACAAAUGGAAACAACACGGUAAAACUGUAGCUGGUGGAAACGGACAAGGACGACAACUAAAUCAACUCUGUUGUCCUCAUGGAAUUUUUAUCGAUUGCAAUCAAAAUCUUUUUAUCGCUGAUUGGUGGAAUAAUCGAAUUGUUCAAUGGAAAUUAGAGGAAAGUCAAGGAAAGAUUGUUGUGGAUGGAUAUGAACAACGAGAUGGAUUGGGCCAAUUGAAUCAGCCAACAGAUGUAAUGAUGGAUGAACGAAAUCAUUCAUUGAUCAUUGCUGAUGGAGGAAACAGACGAGUGAUUCGAUGGUGGAACGAUAAUCAAGUUGAAAUUCUCAUUGACAAUAUCUCCUGUUAUGGUUUAGCAAUGGAUAAAGAUGGAUAUCUUUAUAUUUCUGAUUGGGAGAAGAAUGAAGUGAGAAAAUGGAAAAUCGGAGAUAAAGAAGGUAAAUUAGUGGCUGGUGGUCAUGGUAAAGGAAAUCGAACUGAUCAGUUGGAGGGUCCUACGUAUAUAUUUGUUGACGAUGAACAGUCGAUUUAUGUAUCGGACUAUCACAAUCAUCGUGUGAUAAAAUGGAGAAGAGAUGCGAAGGAAGGAGCUGUUGUUGCGGGUGGAAAUGGAAUGGGAACGAAUCUAAAUCAAUUGAAUUGUCCUACAGGAAUAAUUGUCGAUAAGAUGGGUCGCAUCUAUGUAGUGGAUUGUGAUAAUUAUCGAAUAAUCCGUUGGUGUGAUGGAAAAAAAGAAGGUGAAGUGAUUGUUGGUGGAAAUGGUCGUGGAAAAGAAUCAAAUCAAUUGAACUGUUCCACUAGUUUAUCAUAUGACUUUGAAGGAAAUCUUUAUGUUGCCGAUAGUGAUAAUCAUCGAGUUCAAAGGUUUAAUUUAAUUUGCAACUAA